Molecule: messenger RNA, 1886 nt
Organism: Cuscuta campestris
Lineage: Eukaryota; Viridiplantae; Streptophyta; Magnoliopsida; Solanales; Convolvulaceae
Source: the annotation of a GenBank genome assembly
UUGAAAGUGUAAUUUUGGAGAUAGUAAAAAUUCAAGGGAGAACAUGAGAGAGUAUUCAUAAUCAUAUUGAUACGGUCAGGCACUCAGGCAGCGGGACAGUUUCAUCCCAUUUUUAGGACAUUAUUUCCCUUUCUCCCGCGCCUCCGUUUCCCACGAAGCCUUCAUUCUCCACCCCCGCCACCGUUCCCCGACCACCAUUCGCCGCCCAUACCUGCCCCGCCGUGUUCAGAAUGACGAGAUCGCGUUUACUCAUAUUCCUCCUCGCAUUGCUCAUCUCCAGCUCCACCGCCGAGAUCAAGAAGCUGAAGAUCAUUUCCGAUUCCCGGCCGAUGAUUCUGUUCGAGCGGUUCGGGUUCACCCGCAUGGGCCACGCCACCAUCAGCGUCUCGUCGGUCUCCGUCGCGUCCUCCGUCGCCACGCCGGAACCGUCUCAGCUCGGAUUCUUCCUCCUUUCCGAAGAAUCCCUCAUCCAGGUCCUGAUCGAGCUCCAGCAGAACGUGGCCUUCUGCGUUCUCGAAUCCAAGUACAUAAAUCUCCUCUUCACCUUCCGCGAUCUGUCGCCCCCGCCCGCCUCCUCCUUCAAUCGAUCGUAUCCGAUCACCUUCCCGGACGAAUACUCCUUGUUCUUCGCGAAUUGCGCUCCAGAAUCAAAGGUGUCCAUGGACGUCCGCACCGAGCUCUACAACCUAGACAACGAAGGGCAGGUCAAGGAUUACCUCUCCGCUGGUCUAACCCUAAUUCCGACCCUAUACUUCAUCUUUUCGCUAAUCUAUUUCGGAUUCGCGGCCUUAUGGGUGCAAAUCUGCUGCCGGAACAGGGGAUCGGUGCACAGGAUUCACCUAUUGAUGGCGGUCCUGCUCAUCACCAAAGCCCUAAAUCUACUCUUUGCGGCGGAGGAUAAGCAUUACGUCAAGGUGACCGGAACUGCCCAUGGCUGGGAUGUGUUGUUCUACAUUUUCCAGUUCAUCCGCGUGGUUUUGCUCUUCACAGUGAUCAUCUUGAUUGGCACAGGAUGGUCAUUCCUAAAGCCAUUUUUGCAGGAGAGGGAGAAGAAGGUGCUGAUAAUUGUGAUCCCCCUCCAGGUUCUGGCCAACAUAGCAUCUGUUGUGAUUGGGGAAACUGGCCCCUUCAUCAGAGAUUGGGUGACUUGGAAUCAGGUGUUCUUGAUCGUCGAUGUAGUCUGUUGCUGCGCGAUCAUCUUCCCCAUCGUGUGGUCGAUCAGGUCACUGAGAGAGACCUCAAAGACAGACGGGAAAGCAGCGAGGACCUUGGCGAAACUGACCCUUUUCAGGCAGUUCUACAUUGUGGUGAUUGGGUACCUUUACUUCACAAGGUUUGCAGUGUUUGCCCUACAGACCAUUUCGGCUUACAAGUACCAGUGGGUCGCAACUGCUGCCAAAGAGAUUGCCAGCCUGGCCUUCUACGCCAUCAUGUUUUACAUGUUUAGGCCCGUGGAGAAGAACGAAUACUUUGCUCUCGACGACGAGGAAGAAGAGGCUGCUGAGAUGGCUAUCCGUAGUGAGGAAUUUGAGAUUUGAGAUCGAAUCCUUCAAGCAGUUCUCUAGCUACAUGACCACAUAUGCACAAACCCUUAGCUCCAAGUUUUUGAGCUGCGGAAAAUAAAAACAAAACUUACGCCCUCUGUCCAUAAUUUUUUUUCUUGUCCCACAAAGUCCUUAUAUCUAUUAAAAACUAUUUUUACACAUACGAAUUCUUAUAAUACUCCCUCCGUCCCGUUAUAUUCGUCCACUUUUGACUUUUGGAACUGUUCAUCUAAGCACUUUGACUCAUCAAAUUCUCUCAAUGUGUAAGCCUAAAUAUAGUCAUGCGUGAUCUUGUUUGAUUUGUCUUAACAUAUAGAUUAUUAAUAUAUAAUUUCUAUAAUU